Halteromyces radiatus is the source of this 1088-nucleotide messenger RNA. RefSeq lists its product as uncharacterized. The coding region runs from base 52 to 969 and encodes 305 amino acids. The transcript is spliced from 3 exons. NCBI's taxonomy places the organism in Eukaryota, Fungi, Mucoromycota, Mucoromycetes, Mucorales, Cunninghamellaceae. The record is from RefSeq and is a predicted model, not a curated record. Gene Ontology annotation, molecular function: RNA polymerase II cis-regulatory region sequence-specific DNA binding; DNA-binding transcription factor activity, RNA polymerase II-specific. Gene Ontology annotation, biological process: regulation of transcription by RNA polymerase II. Gene Ontology annotation, cellular component: nucleus.
UUUUUUUUUUUUCUUUCAUUUUUUUUACUUUAUUUUACUACUUAUAUAAAAAUGCUUUCAUUGGAUUACCCACAGGUUUUAAAACAUGAUAUGGAUUAUUACGUAUCUGGUCAAUUGAGUUAUAGCACCAAUACCUCUUCUACUACUAUGGCCACAUCUAACAUCAUGACAUCGUUACCUUAUUGGAAUACUACAGAUUCAAACAUGGAUAUAUGGCAUCAUACUGGCUAUGAACAAGGUUUACUUCCCUUACUUCCUCAACAACAACAAAAUGAUGAUCACUCUAUGAGAUCAGAUGCAUCAUCUAUAGUACAAUCUCCAUGUUUUGUUACUUCAUCACCAUCUAUAUCUACUUUUUCAUCCAUCAGUCCAUCUCCUCAACAACAUCAUCCGCUUGAUACGUCAUCCACUUCUUCUCCUCCUCCUUUUACUUCUACUUUGAUGACCGAUAAUAAUGAAAUCACACCUAUUAUUACAUUACAACAAUGGUCAAGAGAAGCUUUGAUUGAUCGUGUACUGACAUUAGAACAAGAGUUAGUAUACUAUCAUUCGUCGGAAUCACCAAAACAGGAUGGUUGGCAAUGUCGAUGGGAUUCAUGUGAUACUGUUACAUCCACUUUGGAACAGCUGACCGAUCAUCUUCAUCGUGUUCAUGUUGGUAGAGGAAAGGCUACUUAUUAUUGUGGUUGGACUGGAUGUGCUAGACAUGAUAAACCGUUUACCAAACGACACAAAAUGCAUAAUCAUCUACGUACACAUACAGGAGAAAGACCUUUUGUUUGCCGUACUGCUGGAUGCCAAAAACGAUUUUCUCGUCCUGAUUCCCUGAGUACUCACCAAAAGACUCAUAGCAACGUGCGUCCUUUUGUCUGUGCUGAUUGUGGUAAAUCUUAUUUUCAUGCUCGGUCUUUAAGAAAACAUUUGAAGGCUUCUCAUCAUCAUGGUUUCUCCAACAAUCUCAUCGGAUGAUCUACUUCCGAACGGAACCCUACCUUGUACAUAUACCCCAUCUCUCCUUUUUUUCUUUUUUUUUUUUAUUUAUUCUAUGUAUGUCAUUUGAUAUUUAUCUUUUUUUUUUUUUUCAGUUG